Botrytis cinerea B05.10 is the source of this 1960-nucleotide messenger RNA. RefSeq names its product Bcglo3 (gene Bcglo3). The transcript has 5 exons. NCBI's taxonomy places the organism in Eukaryota, Fungi, Ascomycota, Leotiomycetes, Helotiales, Sclerotiniaceae. Gene Ontology annotation, molecular function: GTPase activator activity. Gene Ontology annotation, biological process: COPI coating of Golgi vesicle. The record is from RefSeq and is a predicted model, not a curated record. Bases 201 to 1670 code for a protein of 489 amino acids.
GAUUCCAUGCCGCUUUACCAAAUUAAGCUUAGCGGAUUGGAACCUCAAUUGAUGUGCGAACGCCAUGGCAAUCUGGCCAUCCCCUCGACUACAACAAUAAUUUGAAUCCGAUCACAAAAAGGGGUCUCUUAUUUCGACACAACUCCAACGACUUCGCGUCAGAGAUAAUAACAUCCACACAUACUAUACGGCUAUCAAAUAUGGCGGCUCUUGCUUCGAAGGCGCAAUCCCAAAAGCUCUUCGAGAAAUUAAAGACAAAGCCAGCAAAUAGGAUUUGUUUUGAUUGUGGGGCAAAGAACCCAACAUGGACUUCUGUACCUUUUGGAAUCUAUCUCUGCCUUGAUUGUUCAUCGAAUCAUCGCAACUUGGGUGUUCACAUCUCCUUUGUGCGAUCGACAAACCUUGAUCAAUGGCAAUGGGAUCAACUUCGAGUUAUGAAAGUUGGCGGCAACGAAUCUGCCACGAAAUACUUUCAAUCAAAUGGAGGUACUGCAGCACUCAAUAGCAAGGACCCUAAAACUAAAUACCAAUCGAACGCGGCUACGAAAUAUAAAGAAGAAUUGAAGAGACGUGCUGCCAAGGAUGCUGCAGAAUACCCCAACGAAGUCGUUAUUUCCGACGCGGCGACUGAUGCUGCUGACGGAACCUCCACACCCGCCGGCGAACCUGACGAUGACUUCUUUUCUUCCUGGGAUAAGCCUUCGAUCAAGCGACCCACACCCCCAAUAUCUCGAACUGCCACGCCACCUGUUGUUGGACGAACACCUUCCCCUUUCCUCAAUGCCGGUGCCAAUGCUGCUGGUAACGGAAUCGCAAGAGCAACAUCACCAUUAGGAAAAGCAGAUGGGACAGCUGCAGCACCUACGGCUAGCCGCAUUACAUCCUCUGCUGCGUUGCGAAAAAGCGCUACAACAGGAGCCGGACCAAGAAAAGCAAAUGUCCUCGGCGCCAAGAAAACCAAAUUGGGUGCAAAGAAGGUUACAGGCGACGUAAUUGAUUUUGAUGCCGCCGAGCGUAAGGCAAAGGAGGAAGCCGAGAGAAUUGAGAAAUUAGGCUAUGACCCUGAGGCCGAAGAAGCUACGACAAAGAAGUCAACCGCCAAGGCAGCUGAUCUUUCGAGCAUUGCCGCACCAACACCUGUAAGCCCAGGAAGAGCGGGAUAUGGUUCCGGUCACAGCAGAGAACGAUCAAAUGGCGAGGUUGAAAGACUUGGAAUGGGCAUGGGAAGGCUUGGAUUUGGACAAAUUGGAGGCGCUAAACCUGCAGCUACUGCACAGAAGAAGAUGGGCGGUUUCGGCUCAGUUGGGCCUAUCAAGGCCACAAAAGAAGAUGACGAUGAGAAAUACGCUCGACAAAAGUUCGGCAGCCAAAAAGGAAUUUCAUCCGAUGAGUUUUUCGGCAAGGGGUCAUUCGAUCCUAGCGCACAAUCAGAAGCCAAAACCCGCCUACAAGGUUUCGAAGGAGCAACAUCUAUCUCAUCCAAUGCUUAUUUUGGAAGACCUGAAGAAGAAGAGGGCGGAGAAGAUUAUGGUGAUCUCGAGACCGCUGCAAAGGACUUUGUGAGGAAAUUUGGUGUCACAGCCGGGGACGAUCUGGAUAAUUUAACACAAGUCCUUGGAGAGGGUGCAACCAAACUGCAAGGUGCCAUCAGAAGCUAUUUGAACGGCUAAAUUAAGGUGAUGGGCGAAGGGCAGGAGUUUGGCGUUUGCAUGAGCAGUAUGCGGCACUGUGAUGGCAAGAUUGAGAAGUGAAAGCUGUGGAAAACAGACUCAAAGGUUGCAGAGGGCGUACAAUGCUUACUCUCGCAGCAAUUUGUGAGGAUAAUACAUUUCUUGUCUUAUGUACUACUUUUGUCCUACAAUUUAGAUGACAUUACUUCUUUGUAGCUAUUGUAGAUUUCCAAUAACAAUUGGACUUAGAUGAAGAUGUAAUGAUCAAAUGUGUUUUGAAUGAUAUCCCA